This is a messenger RNA of Aspergillus melleus, 1000 nucleotides long. It is a transcript of the gene POP5, whose product is annotated as Rpp14/Pop5 family protein. The transcript has 2 exons. NCBI's taxonomy places the organism in Eukaryota, Fungi, Ascomycota, Eurotiomycetes, Eurotiales, Aspergillaceae. Gene Ontology annotation, biological process: tRNA 5'-leader removal. The record is from RefSeq and is a predicted model, not a curated record. Gene Ontology annotation, cellular component: ribonuclease P complex. Bases 377 to 1000 code for a protein of 207 amino acids.
UGCAGUAAGCAUCUGGUUUUAGACGAAUCACAAGACGGCAGUUGACCGUUCAAUUCAAUGUUUCUAAGUGAGUCCGGUAGUUGUAAUCCUAGUGUAGCAUAUCUUGUCAAUAUUCUUAGUCCCUCGGCGGACUGUUCUUCUGGCGUCCUUCUGGAAGGGAACGAAGAUCUGCCGCUUUCCCCACUUCGGAUUUGGCGAAAAGCCUGACCUGUCGGACUUCAUACUCCAUCAAACCAACCUUCAAUUCUCCCUUCAAACAAACUCUUCGACUUUCGAAUCCCCGCGACUACCUUAACCUCCUAACCUACUGACCCAUUACAAAUCAAAUCAUAAAGCUCCAACCACCACCACCACCCAACCCUUCAGAAACCGAACAAUGGUCCGCCUAAAACACCGCUACCUCCUCCUCGACAUCCUCUACCCCGACCCAUCAACGUGGCCCUCAACAACAACGCAGCACAAAAAUGUCUCUUCGAAAUCACAAUCCCAGAUCCAGAUCCACGCGCCGACAUCCGACGCGCUAACGCCCGGUCUCCUGGCCAAGAUGGUGCGCGAAGAAGUCGCAGAAACCUUUGGCGAUUGGGGCAUCGGUCGACUCGGUGGUGUUGGGGCUGGUGGUGUGAGUGUGAAAUACCUCUCCCCCGCAACAUCCACCGCAAUAAUCCGCUGCCCCCGCGCCUCCUUCCGCCUCGUCUGGACAGCCCUCACAUACAUGUCGCACGUACCUGAAUACGGCAACCCGAGUCGCUCGAAAGGCGCGGGGCCGGCGCUGACGAGACCGUGCGUGUUUCGCGUGAUCCGGGUCUCCGGGACGAUGCGGAAGGCGGAGGAGGAGGCGAUUCGGCGCGCGAGGAGGGAGAUUGUGCGGUUGCGCGAGGCCGAGGAGGUGGGGGUUUUGGGGGAUUUGGUUGGGGGGUUGGGGGAGGAUCCGGGUUCUGGUGCGGUGGUUGUGGAUGAUGGGGAGGAUGAGGACAUGGACAUGGAGAGUGAUGAUGAUUGA